Messenger RNA from Daphnia carinata, 585 nucleotides. RefSeq lists its product as uncharacterized. The record is from RefSeq and is a predicted model, not a curated record. Bases 22 to 492 code for a protein of 156 amino acids. The transcript has 3 exons. NCBI's taxonomy places the organism in Eukaryota, Metazoa, Arthropoda, Branchiopoda, Diplostraca, Daphniidae.
AAAAAAAAAAAAUAAGAAUUCAUGACCGAAAAAGCUUUAAAAAUGUGUGUUGGCUGCAGGUAUAUAAAGCGUUCGUGCUGUUCAGUUAGAUAUCCGCAGUCUUACUUUGCCUCAUCCAACAUGAAGACUUCUCUUGUGGUUCUUGUCUUGAGUGCCGUUGUGGCCGCUGUUAUUGCCGAUGGUGAAUACGCGCCUCCAGCGUACGAGAAGAAAUACGACGGUUAUUUCCAAUAUGCCAAUGUUCCCGGUAAAGACGAGUACGAGUUCGGAUACAACCGCGGAAAUUCCCAGCACAACCGUAACCACUACGAGCAGUCCAAGGAUCACCGUUUCCGCACCAAGGUCAAGUGGAAUGAUGCCUACAGUGGCAACGGAGAACAUUACUGGGAAUACAACCAUGGUGAUGCCGGUUAUGCUGCUCCCGCCUACGCACCCGCUGCCGCCUACUCCGACAAUGUUCCCGUCUACCAGCCCGCUCCAGCCCAACUUUAAACGCAUCAAAUCCCCAUGAAAGCCUAUUGUUGAAAAGCCCAUUUCUUUGAGAGAAAAAUAUUGUUAUUAAUAAAUUUUGUUGUUAUUCAUUAA